GAGCCCCAGCCGCUGCCCAGCUUGGCCCGCGUGGCCGCGCCCAGGGACCCGGCCUGACCUGACCUGACCGCGGAGGCGGUGAGGACUGCAGGAGCGGAGGGCAUCCUGAGAUGAGCAGCGGCGGCCGGGCCACCGCCUAUUUCCUCAGGACACCGCCCUUCUCUCGGAGAGGAGCUUAAAGGAGGGCAGGAGAGCUGUCACACACGCUUAAAAUCUUAAAGCCAUGUCCAAGGACUUGGUGACAUUUGGGGAUGUGUCUGUGAACUUCACCCAAGCGGAGUGGGAAUGUCUGAACCCCGCGCAGAGGAGCCUGUACAGGGGGGUGAUGCUGGACAACUACAGGAUCCUGGUGUCCCUGGCAGGAAUUUCUGUUUGUAAGCCCGAUGUGAUCACACUACUGGAACAAGGAAAAGAACCCUGGAGGUCACGGAAGAAGGGGUCCAAGGGCGCAAGCCAUGAUUGGGAGUAUGUAUUUAAGACCAGUGAAUUUUCAUCAAAGCAAGACAUCUAUGAAGAAUCCACUAAGGUAGUCACAGUGGGAAGGAGCCACCUUCAGCACAGCCUGGAUUGUCUCAAUUUGAAAGAAGACUGUGAAAGUCAGGACUUGUUUGAAGACAAGCUGGGGAACCAGCAGGUACACCUUAGUCACUUGAUGGUCACUCAUAAAGACAUCCUCCCUGAAGACAGGAGUACAGGGUGUCAUCCACCUUGGCAAGCAUUCCGUCAGGGUGCAGUUCCAGACACUCAACAGCACUUCCCCAGGAAACAAAGAGUACACAAGCAGGAGCCAAGAGAGAGAAGUUCUCAGAAAAGGUCUAGUGACAGGAAGCUUAAAAAAGUCUGCGUGGAACAGAGACUUUUGAAGUGUACCGAGUGUGACAAAGUCUUCAACCAGAGCUCCUCGCUCACACUGCACCAGAGAAUCCACACCGGAGAGAAGCCCUACGCAUGUGUUGAAUGUGGAAAAUCCUUCAGCCAAAGUGCAAACCUGGCACAGCACAAGAGAACACACACGGGGGAGAAGCCCUAUGAGUGUAAAGAGUGUAGGAAGGCCUUCAGCCAGAAUGCACACCUUGCUCAACACCAGAGAGUUCAUACUGGAGAAAAGCCUUACCAGUGCAUUGAGUGUAAAAAGGCCUUCAGCCAGGUUGCACACCUAACUCAACAUCAGCGGGUCCACACUGGAGAGAGGCCAUUCGAAUGCACUGAAUGCGGAAAGGCCUUUAGUAACGGCUCAUUUCUCGCUCAGCACCAGCGAAUUCAUACAGGAGAGAAACCAUUUGUGUGUAAUGUGUGUGCAAAAGCCUUCAGCCAUCGUGGAUACCUAAUUGUGCAUCAAAGAAUUCAUACUGGGGAGAGACCAUACGAGUGUAAGGAAUGUCAGAAAUCUUUCAGUCAGUAUGCACACUUGGCCCAGCAUCACAGAGUUCACACUGGAGAGAAACCGUAUGAAUGCAAGGUAUGUAGGAAGGCCUUCAGCCAAGUCGCAUACCUUGAUCAACACCAGAGGGUCCACACUGGAGAGAAACCCUACGAAUGCACCCAGUGUGGGAAAGCCUUCAGCAACAGCUCAUCACUCACGCAACAUCAGAGAAGUCACACUGGAGAAAAACCUUUUAUGUGCAAGGAAUGUAGGAAAACAUUUAGCCAGAAUGCAGGUCUAGCUCAGCACCAGAGAAUCCACACUGGAGAGAAGCCAUACGAAUGCAAUGUGUGUGGGAAAGCCUUCAGCUACAGUGGCUCCCUGACCCUGCACCAAAGAAUCCACACAGGAGAAAAACCUUAUGAAUGCAAGGACUGCAGGAAAUCUUUCAGGCAGCGUGCACACCUUGCUCAUCAUGAGAAAAUUCAUAUGAUGGAGUCAUUCCUGACACUCUCCUCUCCUUCACCCUCCACAUCCAGCCAGUUGCCAAGAGCUGUAGGCUUUAUCUCGUAAACCUAUCUGGAAUCCCACUCAUUUGAUCCAUUUCAUCAUCCUUGUCCAACACACAUUCAUCUGUUCAACACACAAUGUGCAGGCAGCUUCAGAAUUGGUGUCCUUGCCUCUGUCAUCUGCCCACAUUUUAACUAAACUCAUCUUUUGGUUAUAUCAUUUCCCCCUCAUUAAAAUCCCUCACUUGACAACAAUAGUUCUUAGGAUGAAGCACAUAUCCUCAAAAUAGUCUGGAAGGCCUCCAUACCCACCAAAUACCUGGGUCUAUUUCCCAAAGACUUCGUGUCAUUUCCCAUCUCAUUGUCUAGAUAAUUACCCAGAAUCAAGAGUUUAUUUAGGCAUCCAAUAGACCUGAGUUCCAAUCCUUGCUCUACCAUUUUCUAGCCCUAAUUCUGGGGAAGCAUUUUGUCCUUUAGAAACCUUAGUCUUAUUUAUACUAUGGGAAAAGUAAUGGUACUACCUCAAAAGUUAAUGGGAAAAAUAAAAUAGUGCAUGUAAAUUACUCAGCAGAGUGCCUAGCAUAAAGUAACA
Perognathus longimembris pacificus (Pacific pocket mouse) is the source of this 2464-nucleotide messenger RNA. RefSeq names its product zinc finger protein 583 (gene Znf583). NCBI's taxonomy places the organism in Eukaryota, Metazoa, Chordata, Mammalia, Rodentia, Heteromyidae. Bases 224 to 1936 code for a protein of 570 amino acids. The transcript is spliced from 5 exons. The record is from RefSeq and is a predicted model, not a curated record. Gene Ontology annotation, biological process: regulation of DNA-templated transcription.